AAAAUAUUUUUGUCAUUCACUUUGUAUGUGUACACUCGCAUAAUCGGCUUCCUUUCACGGUGCUCUUGUUGAGAUUUUCCGUCAUGAAGUCCGGAUGAAGACCAGUCGUGUUAUCAUCUUACAAAAUCGGAAAGAGGACCACCGACCAGCUGCUGGUGCUGCAGGACGCACCGCUGAAGUUGUCCACACACAGCACGGACAGCUGCCGGGCUGGGAAGUUGCCUGUUUCAUCACGCGCUCUAUCACUCCUCGAGACUCUGGUUGAAAGUUAUGGUUUUGAGGUCGGUUGUCAUAGACACUUGCACGAUGUUAAGGAGACCCUGCGCUUUCUAUGUGUGUGGAAAAUGAUUGCAACCAGCAGCGACCUUUUCAUUAUGGUGAGGAGAUGUCUUCUCACUUUCAAACCGUUCAGGAUCUUUGUGGUGGGGAUAGGCUUCUUCAGCCUGUGCUUUCUAAUGACCUCUCUCGGGGGCCAGUUCUCGGCCAAGAGACCAGGAGAUUCCCCGUUCACCGUGCGAGCCGAAGUGCUCGGUGGCCCAGAAUCUCGUGGGGUGCUGAGGAAAAUCAGUGACAUGCUGGAGGUCAUUAUGAAGAGGAUGGAUGCUCUGUCCAAACUGGGCAACGCCACAGACACCCACAGGCUGGAUGAGCUCAGCUCUGCCCUGGACAGGAUUCAGCCUAUAGGGCUAGUGGAACGGAUUCAGGCCAUAGCCCAGAACAUGUCUGACAUGGCAGUGAGGGUGGAGCACAUCCUACAGCGCAGCAUGGCCAGCAACAGAGUUCGGGACGGACCAUUAGGACAAUGUGAGAUUCCUAAAGAUCCCCGUUAUCCUGACUGUCCCAGCAAGAUGGAUUGGAUGCGCGCUCGUUGGACCUCAGACCCUUGCUAUGCCUUUUACGGUGUGGACGGCUCUGACUGCUCUUUCCUCGUCUACCUGAGCGAGGUGGAGUGGUUCUGCCCCCCACUGGCCUGGAGGAACCAGACUGCAACGCCCACAUUGAAGCCUCCGCCCAAGACACAGGCUGUUUUCCAGUCCGAUAUCGGGACUCUGCUGGAGCAGGUGGGCACUGGGAAGGAAUCACUGAGCUUCAUGAAGAGACGCAUACGCAGGCUGGCAGCACAGUGGGCCUCUGCUGCUCGACGGCUGGAUGACAAGUUCCGCGGCCACUGGAGAGAGCAGAAAAGGAUUCUAGUUCAUGUGGGCUUUCUGACAGAGGAGUCUGGAGACGUCUUCAGUCCCAAGGUGCUGAAGGGGGGUCCACUGGGUGAGAUGGUGCAAUGGGCCGACAUCCUCACAGCCCUCCAUGUGCUGGGGCAUAACAUCAAGAUCUCGGUUUCUCUCAAAGAGCUACAUGGGUUUUUAGGGGUCCCCCCAGGAAGAGGAAGCUGCCCUCUGACGGGACCUCUGCCCUUUGACCUCAUCUACACCGACUACCAUGGCUUGCAGCAAAUGAAGCAGCACAUGGGUCUGUCACUGAGGAAGCACAAGUGCCACAUCCGAGUGAUUGACACCUUCGGCACUGAGCCUGCUUACAACCAUGAGGAGUACGCCACCUUGCACGGCUACAGAACCAACUGGGGAUACUGGAACCUCCACGGCCAGCAGUACAUGACCAUGUUCCCCCACACUCCGGAUAACUCUUUUAUGGGUUUUGUGGCGGAGGAGCUGAAUGACACAGAGAGGCUGAACAUCCAGCGGAACAAGGUUAACAAUAUGGCUGUUGUGUACGGCAAAGAAGCCAACAUGUGGAAGCUUCAGGGAAAGGAAAAGUUCCUGGCCAUUCUGCAUCGCUACAUGGAGAUCCAUGGGACCGUGUACUAUGAGACGCAGCGUCCCCCAGAGGUUCCUGCAUUUGUGAAGAACCACGGUCUGCUGCCUCAGCAGGAGCUGCAGCAGCUCCUCCGAAAGGCCAAGCUGUUCAUUGGAUUUGGCUUCCCUUAUGAAGGUCCUGCCCCUUUGGAGGCCAUAGCCAAUGGCUGCAUCUUCCUACAACCCAAGUUUAAUCCCCCUCACAGCUCUCUCAAUCACGAGUUCUUCAGAGGGAAGCCCACCUCCAGGAAGGUGUCCUCUCAGCAUCCGUAUGCAGAGCAGUAUAUUGGCAGGCCUCAUGUCAUCACUAUUGACUUCAAUAACUCUGAAGAGUUUGAUGCAACCAUCCGUGAGAUCAUGGGGAUCAAUGUGGAGCCAUUUCUGCCCUAUGAGUAUACCUGUGAAGGGAUGCUUGAAAGAGUUCAUGCCUACAUUCAGAAACAGGACUUCUGUUCCCCUGAAGCGCCGUUUCCUCCAGUAAACUCGUCUGGGACUUGGCCCGGCAGCCCUCCCAGUCCUUUCAUCCUCCUGCCUAACUCAAGCAUCCUAACUUGGGCCUCCAACGCCAGCAACUACACAUCCUGGCCACCCCUCAGUGCUUUGCAGCUUUUGGCUUCACAGGAGGGCCAGUCAUGUGUGAUGGCGUGCCAGAGUGCAGGACUAAUCUGCGAACCUGCCAUGUAUCGUUUCAUCAACAUUAAGGAGGCCUUCAGCGCGCUUGACUUCCAGUGUGAAGGAGUGGAGUCCGAGAUGAACCACCUCUUCCCCGCCUUCUCAGUGGAGCACGCUGAAUGUGGCCUACAGCAGGAUCCGCUGCUCUUCAGUUGUGCCGGCUCCAGCGCCAAAUACCAGCGCCUUUGCCCCUGCAGGGACUAUCGUAAUGGCCAGGUGGCAUUGUGCAGAGACUGCCUAUGACCAGAGGAGGACCUGCGGAUGGAGAUUCUUUAAUACUUGGCGAGAUCCUGGCUGUCCAAUGAGACUGUCUUUGAAAAGAGAUGUGCUGUAACACAUAAACAGUGACCUCUGACCAAGGACAGGCUGCCAAAGUAGGUAAAAUGGUAUUACCUCUCAGGGAACUGCAUGAUUGUACUUUGAAUCUGUUGGGUUUGAAGCCUCAGUUUAAAGGUUUACAUGGCUGCUUUAAGACCACAGUCUUUACAAAAGGCAUGAUGAAAUGUGUCAUUUGAUGGACCAGUUAGAUUAGCAAUCAAAGGAAAGCUUUGAUUUAGAAAAAAAGUUACAAAUGCUUGAAUUUCACAAGUGUGUUUACUCAGUGUUAUGUGUGAAUACCUACAGUACCAUAGUGGAGUUUGGAUAUUUGUACUAGAUCCACCCAAAGCCAUUUACACCAUAUUGA
Molecule: messenger RNA, 3168 nt
Organism: Micropterus dolomieu (smallmouth bass)
Lineage: Eukaryota; Metazoa; Chordata; Actinopteri; Centrarchiformes; Centrarchidae
Gene: mgat5b
Product: alpha-1,6-mannosylglycoprotein 6-beta-N-acetylglucosaminyltransferase B
Exons: 19
Coding region: 345-2726 (793 amino acids)
Biological process (GO): protein N-linked glycosylation
Cellular component (GO): Golgi apparatus
Molecular function (GO): alpha-1,6-mannosylglycoprotein 6-beta-N-acetylglucosaminyltransferase activity
Source: RefSeq, a predicted model, not a curated record